GUGCGAAGAGCAAAAGCGCAGGCUGGCGGGCCUGGAUCUUACAGGCAUCAGGCCGCUGGAUGAUCUUAUGCAGAAGAUGAGGGACGAUGCCACUGUGAUGUUCUACAUGUUGCCAACUCUGAUGACGGCAAGAGCUCACUACCCUGAGAAGGUAGCGGAAGAGAUUUCCGCCCCUGGCUCCUUUGCGGCCAUUGAGAUUUGCUCGGGAACUGCAGGUCUGACAGCAGAGCUCAGACGACUGGGGGCCAAGCAGUCAGAGGAGCACCCACAGGGGCUGCCAUGGCUCACGCCACGAGAACGGCAGCGUGUCGACUCUGCCAAUCAGAUCUACGCAUUUGCCCUGCGGGGCGAGGAAAAACGGCUGAUGGACGCACUGCCGCCCCACAGAAGGAAAGUCUUGCAAGGGAAAAGACUUGUGCUGCUGAGAGAGAUUUUGCAGGAUGCAGGCUAUCCAGAUGUGAAGUUGGCGGAAGACAUUGCCGCUGGGUUCGAUCUUGUUGGCGAGACCGAGCGAUCAGAGGCCAUGCCGGACCACCUAUUGCCUGCAACAAUCUCGAUUGACGAGUUGUUAGACACAGCCCCUGGUGCCAACAGGGGCAUCUACCACUCCACCAAAAGCUGCGGUGAUCCUCAGGUGGACGAGCAGCUAUGGGAAAAAACGGCUAAAGAGCUGGCAGACGGUUGGCUGGUUGGCCCGUUACCCAUCAGCUCGGUGGAAUUGGAAGGGAGAUUGUCUCGCCGGUUUCCCAUCGUGCAGGGUGGGAAGGUGAGGCCUAUAGACAACUAUAGCGAGAGCCAGGUGAACGAUGCCAUUACAGUUGUCAACCGUGCCACUGUGGAUGGGACAGAUGUUCAAGCUGCUAUGGCAGCGAGCCUCAUCAGGGAGUUGGACAAAGCAGGUGCAAGCAAGUGCAUCAAAGGCAUGAGCUUUGACCUGACGUCGGCGUACAGGCAGCUGGCGGUUACCAGCUGCAAUGCGGAGCUGUCUUUUUCGACACUAUUGGACUUGCUUGGCUGGCGAUACGACAAAACGGGCGACAAGAGCGACACCAUGACUCAGGUGGUGCGGUCGCUCGGAGCCAAGAGCGCGGUGACCCGCUAUCCGAGAAUGUCAAACGCACUCUCCGUGAGGUAA
Molecule: messenger RNA, 1135 nt
Organism: Effrenium voratum
Lineage: Eukaryota; Dinophyceae; Suessiales; Symbiodiniaceae
Source: the annotation of a GenBank genome assembly